This is a messenger RNA of Xenopus laevis (African clawed frog), 1241 nucleotides long. Its product is annotated as interferon alpha/beta receptor 1-like. The transcript has 7 exons. The record is from RefSeq and is a predicted model, not a curated record. Lineage: Eukaryota; Metazoa; Chordata; Amphibia; Anura; Pipidae. Bases 243 to 1241 code for a protein of 332 amino acids.
UGCUGCUUCUUCUAGUGUUAUGGAUAUUGAGCACCUGCUUCUUCUCAGUGGUGCAGUUGACUUUGAAAGUUGGCAACGUUCAUUUCAACUCUAUAAACUUCCAAGCAUUUCUACACUGGGAUGCAAUUGACCGUGAAGAUGCAAAGUACUAUGUUCAGUACAAAGUAUACGGAGACUGGCAAUGGGAAAAUAACACAGAGUGUUGGGGCCACCGGGAUAACUGGUGCAAUCUAACCACAGUAAUGUCAAGCACUGAACAUGAAUAUGAGAACAACAUUGCUCGAGUCAAAGCAAAAACUGCAAAUGAAUCUUCCAAAUGGGAAAAGAGUCAACGUUUCCAUCCAGUCUUUGAUGCAACAAUUGGACCACCAGCAGUGACACUGAAGACUCAUCACACCUCAAUUCUUCUAAAUAUAACAAUACCAUGGGAAGUACAACAGAGCAAAUACCUCAUAGAUUCAGUAAACAAAAAUCACUUCAUAAUUACGGUUUCACACAAGGAUUUAGAGAUGCCCAUUAUAGAAAUUACAACAAACAAUAUAUGGAAUAUAUCAAACUUGACUCCAUGGUCACAAUAUUGCCUCAGUGUCCUAAUGAAUUUCCCAGAAAUUAAGAAAACCAGUCUUUCAAGCUCUGAACAAUGUGUUAUACUGAAAGGUGUGGAAGCCAAAGGUCUCAUCACAGGAUCACUUGUGGCAGCAAUUGUAGCGUUUAUAGUGGCUUGCUUUCUGGGAAUCUACGUAGCCUUGAAUAGAUAUGUUUUGAAUCCCAAAACACGUCUUCCGUCUAAUCUGAUUUUACAGGGGCUAAAUUCAAACGAAAUCAUCCAUAUUGGAGACAAACAUAUUUUUAUGUCAUCAGAAUAUGAGAACACAGAACUUGAUAAGUAUACAUUGGAGACAAAAGAAAGUGACCAAGAAAGUCCCUUAUGCAAGAGAUAUAUAUCCAUGGAACCCUGUCGAAAUUACUAUGUCAACUGCAUGCAGAGUGAACUCCAUCAUAGUUCUGACAAAGCUUUUCAGCUGAGAAAUCCAUCCUAUAUCAGCAAUGCUACUGAAAGAUAUUCUGUGAAAAGCCAUAUGUUUCAGUACCUUAACAGUUUUCAGAAAACACCAAAGAUUUGUAGAUACUCAAAUUUGAAAGAAAAUACAACAGAAAAUGUUAAUUAUGUGAUAUCUUCUGAGCAAAAAAAUAUUAGCACUGCAUAUAUAAUUCAAGAUAAAGCCUUCAAAAUGCCUUAG